Tilletiopsis washingtonensis is the source of this 954-nucleotide messenger RNA. RefSeq lists its product as hypothetical. The coding region runs from base 363 to 893 and encodes 176 amino acids. The transcript has a single exon. The record is from RefSeq and is a predicted model, not a curated record. NCBI's taxonomy places the organism in Eukaryota, Fungi, Basidiomycota, Exobasidiomycetes, Entylomatales.
GGCUGCGCACUGCUGCCGUGCUCGAACUGGCGAUCGAGCGGCAUGUACGUGCCGUAGCCAUAGUUGCCGUCGUGCGGCUGCUGCAUGGCGGGCAGCUGCGAAGGGCGAGCGCGCGCGGCGUGUUCUGACGCGGCGCCGUCGGAGUAGCGUCGGAGAGGCGAGAGCGAAGGGGGUGCUGCUUCUGCCGCAGAGGGCGAACGACAGGGGUGGGACUGGAGUGUGCGGUCGGGAAAUGCGGGGUAGGGCGGGGUGAGGAGGUGGUGGGGGUGAGGAAGAAACAAGGGUGCGGGCGACAGGAUCUGAUUGAGCGCGAGCGCGAGGUCUCGGGAGGUCAGCAGCAGCAGCAUGACGCGGCGUCUUUCAUGCUGCGCGCGCGCCGCGGCGCUCUCUCGCAGCACCUCGUUCCUCGCUUUGACUGCGCGGGAGCCCAAAAGAAGGACGCUAUCUGGACACUCGGUGCUCCGCCAGACCGGACGGGCCGGCAGAGCAGGCACGGCCUGAGAGUGGCUGCGGAGGCAGGAUGCAGCACGAGGGCAGCGGGCGGUGCGCGCACCUCGCCGCGCAUCUCACCUCACCCCGUCGAUCCGCGCGGCCCAGCGAAGUGCCGCGGCCCGCGGCCCACUUUGGCCCCUCUCGUCUGCGGCAACGGCGGCAGGCCUGGGUCGGCAGUGCAGCCUCUCCUUCUCGCAGACGCAGCGCACGCAGCCCAGCGCAUGCUCGGCGUUCCUCGAGAGGAGUCAUGUCUUCACCUCAGCGGCCACGGGGCCGAAAAGGCAGAUCUCAGGCAUCGCGCAGCCACGAUGCAGCCCGACUCCGCAGCACAGCGCAUGCGGCGGUGCGGAACUGGUGAGCCGGCGGCGUGUGAGCGGCGGAAUCCGCGCCUUCGGACUUAAGCCGCGGCGCCUGUCAGCAGCGGCAUCCGCACAGCGCAGCGUCCAGCGCGGGUCGCAGCAU